Molecule: messenger RNA, 825 nt
Organism: Penicillium antarcticum
Lineage: Eukaryota; Fungi; Ascomycota; Eurotiomycetes; Eurotiales; Aspergillaceae
Product: phytanoyl-CoA dioxygenase family protein
Exons: 3
Coding region: 1-825 (274 amino acids)
Source: RefSeq, a predicted model, not a curated record
AUGGAGAACUCUUACUAUUCUCUCUCUGCGGAGCAACUUUCUGACUUCCACGAACGGGGAUACUUGCUUAUUCGACAGUUCUUUACCCCUGGGGAAUCGGAGUUGCUGCAGCAAUGGGCACAGGAGGUUCACGAUCUUCCUUGCACUCCUGAUACUCCGUGGAUGCCUUAUGAGGAGGUCAAUUCCGAAGGAAAGCGGGUGCUGUGCCGUACGGAAAACUUCGCAAACUCCCAUGCAGGGUUCGACAGUUUCUUGCGGGGUCAGCGUGCUACCAGUGUUCUGCAACAGCUCGCGGGAGAAGAAAUGCUCUUGUUCAAAGAGAAAAUCAAUUACAAGCUGGCUGGGAGUGGAGGAUUUGAUCCCCAUAUCGAUGCCAAUGCUUACACCCACGUCAAGAUGAUCAAGCAUUUGACCAUCCUCGCUGCCGUCGACGGAAUGAACUCUGCAAAUGGUGGCUUGGAGGUCGUUGACGGAAGUCAUCGUAUGGAGAUCCCUCUCGGAAGUGAUCGGUGCAUUGAGCCCAGCUGGGUGAAAUCGAACACCUGGACCCCGGCCGAGCUCGAGUCCGGCGACAUUCUCAUCUUUGGCUCAUACCUGGCGCAUAGAAGUGGUGCCAAUACCAGUCCCAAGGACCGCCGAGCGAUUUACGCCACAUACAACUGCGCCGCCGAAGGGAAUCUGCAUGAUCAGUACUAUCUAGAUCGCCAGAAGCUUUGGCCAGCAACUCACAUGCGUAAAGAGGGAGAAUCAUACGAGGAAGGCCGCGCUCGUUACGCUUUCGGUUCUCCCAUGUUGACGGUUGACUCCAAGGCUAUUUCUGUAUAG